UUUGCAAUCUCAAACGGUUAGACGGCUUCGAACGGGCAACAGGUCCCUACGCGGAGAGACUGUGUCCGGAUUUCGCUUACUAAAAUUCGUUUCGUUUCUUUUGAAUAUUGUGGUUUCAUUUUUUUAAAGCCUCCAGAGUUUGCGGAUGUUUUCGUAUUUAUCCUUCGCCGGGUACGCGUAGACGGGUUCGUGUCCUGUCGGAUCGUUGAAGUAGCGGUUUCGUGCGUGUUUUUGGAUGCUGUUUAUCUCUGAGUGUGUGUGUGUGUAUGAGUUUUGUGUGCAAGUUUGCAAGUUUGCAAGUUUAUUGGAGCCGAAGCGAGUUGGGUGCAGACCCAUUUGCCCAAUGUGCAUUGCUGCGCAAAUAAUAAUGCGAUGUGCCAGAGGCAAAAGUGGCUCAAUGCUGGGUGCGCUUAUGCGGCUGUGUUUUCGUCCGUAAAUGGUUCCGUUUCGAUCGAAUGAAGCGACAUAAGGAGGAAUCAUAAGUGCCUACGCUAAGCGCCCCCUGAGGGAAGAGCAAAUGUCAACGUGAGAAAAGUAACAACCAUUCAAAGUGGCUGUGUGUUGGAAAACAAGAAGCAACAAAAGAAGAUCUCAAGUGUUGUAUCGGGAAUUGAUUACCGGAAUAUUAUUUUUCGGCGAAGAGUGUAAAAGCCCGCAUGUUAUUCCAGCUUCCAGCAUUUUAUCGUAAUUGGAUUAGAAACGUGAUCGGAGCCCGAAUAGUGUUAACUUUGGCAGAGAAAUAUAGAAGGAGAGAGCAAGCGACUGGAUUUGAAACACACUGGCGAGGGCAGCAUAAAUCGUUAAAGUUCAUAAUGGAAUAGACUUGGAGAACAACCAAAAUACAACCGGCAACAGAAUGUAUCACACGUCGUCCUCAACGCUGUCAUCAGAAACACAUGCUGCCACACUGCCAAGACCAUCGGCCGGUGGCCAUCAGAAGCUCCAUCAACACCACCAUUACCAGCAGCAGCAUCAGCAUCAGCAUUAUCCGUUUCAUUCAUCUACCCAUCCGCCGGGUGCCGGUGCGAGUCUCAAAAUCAGAGUUCCACCCCCGCACGGAACGUCAUCUUCACUAUCAACAGUACCAGCGACAGAGACAGGCGCGGCAGAUGCCCCAAACAGACUGAAGACGAGCCACAAUCAAACUCACUUCCCAGAACACCACCAGCAGCAGAGACCAGUCGUGUACCAGGGCGGCGGUCAUUCGAACCAACAACAACAACAACAACAACAGCAGCAGCAGCUGAAGGCCGGGCCAAGACCCAAUUACGGUGCCUAUACGACAAACACUUUACCGCGGGGGCCUUAUCUUCAGUAUAAGUAUAACAAUAUUAGCAGUAUUCCGAUCAGUGACAAUAAUUGCAAGCACGACCAGCAGACCAAGCAGAUCGAGGCACUGCGCAGCGAAUUCCUAGAGCUGGCCACCAGUCGUGUCCAGCAGCAGCAGCGGAAACAGCAACAGCUGCACCAACUUGCAACUGAACAUUUCAACAACAACAACAACAACAUUAACAUCAAUUCCGGAGGUUCCUCCAAUGGUGGCGACGAUCGGGACUCGCCACGAAGCACCAAUUCAGGGUCCUCCGCGGCCACGGCGAUCACUGCGAUCGUAGGCACAGUCGGAGCUUACCAACAUCAGCACCAGCAAUCGCAAUCGCAAUCGCAACCGCAUCAACAGAAUAAUCAACAAGACUGCGCUAGUAAUAGUAAUAGCAAUAGUAGUAGUAAACAUCAUCACUACCAUCAUCAACAACAACACCAGCAACAUCAGCGUCAUCAUCAGCAGCAUUACCCUCCCCAUCUUCAGACCAAUGUUAACAAUCCGCCGCAGCAAAUGAACCCGAACAUUGCUGUUCCCCCAUCAAUCCCUGGAGGAGGAGUCAGUAGCAGAGGGGGAACCCUUGAGAGAGGGGGUGGAAGCAGAGGGGGAAGCGGGCGGAGUGCCAGCAGCUACAACCUGAGCUUCGUGACGCUAGCGGAUGUGGUGGCCCUCAAGAGGAUCAGCCAGGCCGAGGGUUGGGCCCUGCUGUGUCAGUCGGUGCAGGCGCUGCAGGAUCUGUUUCUGGCGGACACCCCAUCGAUAACGAAGGUACGCCCGCUGAUUUCGCCCACCGGGCUGCAGAUCACUCCCCGCGGCAAGGUGAUUUUCAGCAUCGUCUCCGUCAGCCAGCCGCUGGUUGAGGGAAGCGGCGGAGGGGGAGGAGCGCCGCCGUCUGCAUCGCCGCCCACGCCAUACUUCAGCACCAAGAGCUUCCUUUCGCCGGAGUAUGUAAACUCGCUGGGGAAGAAAAUCAACUUCUCCGAAUCGGACAUUGAGAAGAUGUGGAUCUACUCGCUCGGUGUAACGUUGCAGAAAACGAUUUCCUCAUUUUCGGUCAACUAUCAACGCUUCGGAGGCACAAAACAGCAGCAGGAUGAUCCCAGCGGUGGACAAAGUGACGACGGUGGUGGCGGCGGCGGAGGCGGCGUUGGCGGAGAUGGUCUCACUGCACUGGACCAUGUGAUACUGGCCAUGUGCGAGGCAAAUCUGUACAAACGGGCCAGCCUCAUGUUUCUGCUUGACAUCAUCUCGGACUACUGUAAAACCCACCACCUGUUUAAACCCUUUUCUCACAUGGUGAUCGACUUGUUCAAGGAAGUCGCUUCGGUGGCCACGGCCCGUGAUGGACCUAAGCAACCGACAAAGCAACAUCAUCAAGCCAAGCACAUGACGGAAUCUUACGAGGAGCAAAAAAGUGACACCGAUUCGGGCCGCAGUUCGGACCACGGUGAACUGAUAGAGGUGCAUCGCCGGAAGGACAACUUCGUGGCCCCGCCGAUCAACUACGGCAUCACGAUCAGCGGACACGAUCUGGAGCAGGCACGAUACUUCGGGUCGACCGCCAAUUUACGGGUGAAACGGGCCGAACCGGACUGCAAGUUCCGGUCACUGCCCCGGCCGACGGAAUCCGGAAACCGACUCGAGCCGGUGCGGAACUAUGCAACGAUUGGGUACUCGAAGAGUGUAAAGAUCGCCAAUUCAGGAGGAGGAGGGCCGGGCGUUGAGAACGGUGCGGACAUGCGGAAAGUGCACGUGGUUCGGAGACGGCACAACGCGGACAUGCUGCGGAAGAGGAACGAUUUUCGGAGAAAUACGAUCGAUGUAACGAUGGUUGAGGUGAAGAUGGCUGAGGUGCAACAGCAGCAGCAGUAUCAGCAGUAUCAGCACGGGGAAAGGUUGCAGCGCAGCCACACGCGGCUGGUUCCGUCCAAGUCGACCAACCAGCUCCAUCUGGCUGACGAGGAUGGAACCGAGUUCAGGCGAAAGAUUGAUGAAAUGAGUUUCAACGCCACCUCGAUGCCAAAUCUUGGAGCCCCAAUUGUGUCGAUUUCGCAGGCAAACGUUGUUGGUAGUGAACGAUCCGGCAGCAGGGUUGAAGCGAUGGAUGAUGGCCGCAGGGUUACAUUCGAUGCUUCCAAAGCCCCAGAAUUUGUGCGAAAUGCCAGCAGCCUACCGAAAAUAGUCGAUCUCACGGAUGCAAAGACACAACACAAGCGGACGGUCACAAUUCUGCUGUUGAACGGCACCAAAGUGAACGUUAUUUGCAACCCUACCACAACGCUGGCCAGCCAGAUUUUUGGGGCCAUCCUCAAGCUCGAGAAGCUUACGGAGAACUUUUUCCUGGGAUUGUGUGCGCUCAUCGGAGGAGAUUUUGUGUUUCUCCCGCAGGAUUUGAAGAUCUACAAGGUCGCACCCCAGGUUUGGGUCAACACAACGAAAAAAUCCGCCACUCUGAGUGAGAAUGUCGUCUUCACACUUUAUCUGCGGAUAAAGUUCUUUUUGCCAACGCUCCGCGGGGUUAGCUGCUUGGAAUCGCGCCAUCUGUUGUAUCUGCAGCUGCGCAAAAGCAUUCUGGAGAGACAAAUUCUCUGCUCCGAGGACGAUUUGAUUGCUCUGGGAGGACUUGCGCUGCAGGUGGAAGUGGGAUGCUUUCGGGAGAAUAUGAAAUACGCGGAAUACUUUACCAUCUCGCACUACCUUCCGGAGGAGGUCUACCGGAAGAAGAAAGAGCUGGCAAAGUACCUCCGGAGUUCGCACUUCUGCAAGCGAGGUCUUCAUCAGCUCGAGGCGGAGCACAACUUCAUCCGCUACGUGCAGGAGUUGAAGGAGUACGGGCUGCAUCUGUACAGCGCGUCGUGGACUACCGAGGAGAAUAUGACGCUAGAGGUGUACGUGGCGAUUUCGCUCAGCGGUGUAGCGAUCUUCGAGCGAAAUCUGAAGUUUAACCCAAAAGGGGCACAGCAAGAGUUUAGCAAUGGCAAGAACUCCUACCAGCGGCAUCUGUAUGCGUUCUUCGAUUGGUUGGAGAUCGAGAACAUUUGCUUCUCGAAGCACGUGUUUUGUGUGGUGGUCAGGAGGACGGAAAGUUUGAACCCGAAGGAUAAGAGUCGGGUCAAGUACAAACUGAGGAUGGACGGAAGGAAGAGCUACUUUGCUUUCAAUCUCGCCUCGGAGCACCACAAAUUCUACAUGAAGUUGCGCAACUCCUUCGUGUCCAUCAAAGCGCUCUCCAGCGAGCUCAACAUCCCCAUCUGCGAACCCCCUAGCGCACGCAAUGCCGAAAAACCGAACAAACUGAACGUGGCCGAUGUAGACGACAAGGCAGCCUUCGACGCCAAGCACGUGGACAAAAUCGACAAACCGCUGAAAACCACCGCUCUUCGGGUUCGCAACCUCAAAAAAUCGAUGCUCAACGACAAUCGACUGGCGAAGUUGCGCCAAAAGUUCCUCAUCAAGCGCUCCAAGUCUUCCGUGGAAGGGCCUCCUCCGUCAUCGUCGUCAUCUUCGGCGCUGAAUCAAUCGGUGGAAAUCGCGAAUCAGCAGAAUCAAAACAAAGAAAACGAAAAUCCGGCCUAUGGUGAGGGCGUCGUAUCCGCCCCGUCUCCGGUACCACCUGUCGCCUACCCGGCGUCACCGGAGAUCGGCAUGUCGCCAGACGAUUCGCCAAAAACGCACAGCAUCAACCGGAACCGGGUGAAGAUGGGGACGCGGGUGUUCUCGGCUCAGUUCCUGAACAAGUCGUUUGACAAUCUGUACGAUUAUCCGAUGGGUGGCGGAGGGGCGCUGAGUGGGGCCAAUUCGUACCAAAAUCUUGCCAAUGGAAGCUUCAACGAGGACGAUGAACUGCUGAUGAACUACGAGCGGAACGUCGAUCCGCUGCUCCUGGAAAGCAACGUGGACGAUGCGCUGUCAGUGAAAAGCAGCAUGGGAUCGGUGUAUUUUAUGGAGAAGAUCGAGGAGAAAUCGAUCGAUGGCAGCGAGGAGACGUUAUCCCCGAAGGCGUGUGUGAUUCAAUCGAGCAUUCGCAGCGAGAAUGACCACUUCGGGUUACCCGAUGAAACAAUCUCCGAUACACUGUUGGAGAAAUUCAACAACCUGAGCUGCAGCGCAUCGAUCAACGAUCGGAUUCUGACGUCGGUCAUUGUGGUGAAGGAUUUCAUAAAUCCGACUAGCGAGAAGCUUCAGCAUGAGCAGCAGCAGCAAUCCAAAAAGCAGGCGCUGGCUCGGAAGCGAUCGUUUUUGUCCAGGAGUCAGGAGUCGGUUCUGUUCCGCAACGGUGGUAACACCCGGUUGGUAUCGUUCGGGGGAGACGAUUUGAGUUCGGACGGCGGAAUCGCUGACUGUGGAACCGGAGUGGAGGACACGAAGGGCGCAAGGUACACACUUGGGAUUAGUAUCGUCCAGGGCUCGGACAACAAUGUGUAUGUGAAGGAUUUGGUACCGAACGGGCCAGGAGCCAGAUCAGGGGUCAGAAUCGGGGAUCAGAUUAUCGCCGUUGAUGGGCGCUCGCUGCUAAAUCUCCCUUACUCCGAGUCGCUAGCGAUUCUCCAAACGACAGGCCGAACGGUCGAAUUAGUCCUGUCACAAAUCUACGUGCGACAGGCGUUGAGUUCGAGCACUAUCAACAACUGCCAGGACGAGCCAUUCACCUCAAAACUGGAGGCAGUACGGAUGGCGACGGCUUCCGUCGCCAAGUCCAACAGUUUAUACAUCAAAAAUGGAGCUCUGCAGUCGCGGAAAAGCCCAGUAAUCGGUGGAAAGACGACAGGACGAGACGAUAUUGGAAACCAUUUCGAAGCUCUUCGCUCGUUCUAUCAACAGCAAAGUCAAGCCCAGGCCCACCAGGCUCAGGAGGACCGCAAGGCCAACCAGCAGCGGUAUACCAAAAAUGUGGCGGAUAUCUUGCGGGCCAGGAACCGAAUCAACGAGCUUAACAACGAGAACUGUGUUGGGAUGGGAGGAAUUUUGAGUCCCUCCAAAAGUAUGCCCGAUCUGCCAAAGAUUCUCCAAGCUUUCACCAAAUCCAACUCAGUGAGCCCAACCUCAUCGAGCGGCUGCGGUGGUUCCACGGUGACGCUCUCGUACAGCAGCUCGAAUCGGACCCAGCCAAAGUCGUUGCCUCCGCCGAAAACGAUGGGCCUCUCGCGGAAGUACACCGGACCGGCCCGGUUUCCGGUGACCCCGGUCAAAGACUGCCUCCGCACGAUCUCUGUCCAUCCGGGAAGCGGGAAGGUCCAGCUGUCCCUCUCGAAUGCCUCCGAGGACGAGCAGGUGUUCAUAUAAAUAGAUCUCCUCCCGCCGCUGAGAAUCUCCAAGUUGAAAAAGUUCAAGCAGUGGAAUGGCGCCUCCAUCCUCAAUCUCAACCAACUGACGAAUUUCCCAUCACGCAGACGAAACGGUGACAGCAUGGUGACAACAACCACC
Messenger RNA from Toxorhynchites rutilus septentrionalis, 6745 nucleotides. RefSeq lists its product as uncharacterized. Bases 857 to 6604 code for a protein of 1915 amino acids. The transcript has 17 exons. Gene Ontology annotation, molecular function: protein binding. The record is from RefSeq and is a predicted model, not a curated record. Lineage: Eukaryota; Metazoa; Arthropoda; Insecta; Diptera; Culicidae. Gene Ontology annotation, cellular component: cytoskeleton; cytoplasmic side of apical plasma membrane. Gene Ontology annotation, biological process: positive regulation of hippo signaling.